This is a messenger RNA of Papilio machaon (common yellow swallowtail), 1293 nucleotides long. Its product is annotated as follistatin-A. Gene Ontology annotation, molecular function: calcium ion binding; collagen binding; protein binding. Bases 1 to 1293 code for a protein of 430 amino acids. The record is from RefSeq and is a predicted model, not a curated record. Gene Ontology annotation, biological process: anatomical structure development. The transcript has 7 exons. NCBI's taxonomy places the organism in Eukaryota, Metazoa, Arthropoda, Insecta, Lepidoptera, Papilionidae.
AUGCAUUCCGCGGAGGCGGAAGGCCGCGGGAGGCGCGUGGCUCGGUCGUCGACUCGGUGUGCGGCGUGCGGCGCGGUGGUCACCACGCGCUGCACCGCCAUCCGCCACCGCCACUCCACCGCUUUCAGUGUGGGCGCGCUAGGUGCGGUGCUCGGGCCCGGCUCAGUCCGCGCCAGCGCUCCGGUGGGGCAGGACCGAUGGCGGGGCGCGCACGUGCCGCGGCGCGCGGCCCGCGGCCGUCUCCGGCACCGGCACAGUGCCGCGGCGGCGGGCGGCGAGCGCACAGCGCCCGCGCCGGCAUGCGACGCUAGUGCGAGCAUGCGGCUGCCGCUACUGCCGCUCCUCGUGCUGCCCCUCGUCCUCCGCCCGGCGGCAGCCGGGAUCUGCUGGUCGGGGAUGGAGCGCGGCGGGCGCUGCAGUUCUGUGGCGGCGUUGCGCGUGGGCCGCGCGGAGUGCUGCGCAGGCGCCGCGCGUGCACCCGCCGCGUGGAGUCCGCGCGAUCUCGACAGCGGACAGAUAUUCUUCUACAAGGCGCUUUCUGGCGGUGUGCCUUGCACCGCAUGCGAUGAAUCAUGCUCUGGGGUGAGAUGCAGUGCGGGCCGGCGGUGUGUGGUGCGCGAAGGGCGCGCGCGUUGUGUGUGCGCGGCUGCGUGCCGGCGUGCGGGCCCCGUGUGCGGGACGGACGGCCGCACGUACCGCUCGUUGUGUCGCCUGCGUCGUCGCGCCUGCCGCCGCCCCGCCAAGCACCUCGCCCUCGACUAUCCCGGACCCUGCCAAGUGGGGACGUGUGAGGGCGUGCGGUGCGGCGGCGACAAGCGGUGCGUACUGGACGCAGAGCUUGGCGCGCACUGUGCGCGGUGCGGCGCGUGCAGCGCGGCCGGCGCGCCCGUCUGUGCAGUCGACGGCCGCACCUACGCCGGCGCCUGCGCACUGCGCCGCGCCGCCUGCGAGCGAGGCCGCGCAUUGCCGUUAGCUUACAGGGGCUCUUGUAUAGCGAACGCGACGUGUGCGUCAAUCAGAUGCGGCAGCGGGCAGCGCUGCGUGUCCGGGGGCGCGAGUGGCGCGCGCUGCGUGUCGUGCGGCGCGUGCGGUGCGGCCGGCGGCGCGGGCGGGACGCGGCGCACACUUUGCGGCACGGACAAGCGCACCUACCCCUCCUGGUGCCGUCUGCAGCGCGCCGCCUGCCACGCCGGCACCGUCGUGGACACACUGCACCGCGGACCCUGCAAAAGCAACAGAAACAUAACGGACAAUAGUGUGAUUAGCGAGAGUCACGGGGUGGACUCAGCGUGA